AUUGCAGGGAAAAGCGGGAGGAAGAAACAAAUGUCUUCCCACUGGCAUUGCAAACGAAAAAACGAAAAUCGAGUGUGAGAGAGCGCAAGGAAGAGAGCAGCAGGGCAGGGGUAUAAUGGGACACCAGAAGCAAAAAUGGACGGCGGAGGAGGAGGAGGCACUGCUAAACGGAGUAGCUAAGCAUGGUCCUGGCAAGUGGAAGAACAUUCUCAAAGAUCCCGAUUUUGCUCCUUUCCUCACUCAACGCUCCAACAUCGACCUCAAGGACAAAUGGCGGAAUUUAAGUGUUAGUAAUGCUGCACAAGGUUCUAAGGAUAAAUCAAGGGGUCCUAAAGUUAAAACCAUAGCAGUAACUCCACCCUCCAAUGCACAAAACUCUGCUCCUGCUGAUGGAUCUGCGGAUGCUCUUAUGGAUGACCUUUCAAACAAUGCAGUGGAUGGAAAAAGUGCUCCAAGGUACAAUGCAAUGAUUUUUGAAGCUCUUUCAACCAUAAAAGACACAAAUGGAUGUGAUACUAGUGCUAUUGUUCACUUUAUUGAGCAAAGGCAUGAGGUGCCACAAAAUUUUAGAAGGUUAUUAAGUUCAAGGUUGAGGAGGCUUGUUUCACAAGGCAAAUUGGAAAAGGUCCAAAAUUACUAUAGAAUCAGUAAAGAUGCUUCAUUGGGAACAAAAACACCAACCCCAAAACAAAAAGAAGUAAGGCCAAGGCAGUCACAGAAUUCUGGAUUAGUCUCUGGUGAGACAGUGGAGGAAGCAGCAAUAGCUGCUGCUUACAAGGUUGCUGAAGCAGAAAAUAAAUCAUUUUUGGCUGCUGAAGCUGUUAAGGAGGCAGAAAGAGUAUCAAAGAUGGCAGAAGACACGGACUCCAUGCUUCAGUUAGUGAAAGAGAUUUAUGAACAAUGUUCACGAGGUGAAGUUAUUCUCUUGGCUUGAGUUGUCGAAUGUACAAUUAGGAAAAGCAAAAUUCUUAGUUAUUUUUGGAAUCUUUAUGUAAAUUCAUUGCGUGUGGCAAUGGUUUUUUCUCGGAGUUGCAUUAGGAACAGUGUCCAUCUUUCUUUCCCCUUCUUUUUUGUCAACUGAAAGUACAGUAUGGUCAGUGAGAAGUCGUGCUCUUGGCUUGAGUUUUCGAAUGUACAAUUAGGAAAAAGAUAUAUAUAUUAUUAAUUUCGGAAUCAUGUAAAUUCAUUGAAUCAAUGGAACAGUUUUAAACUUUAUUGCUUA
This is a messenger RNA of Hevea brasiliensis (rubber tree), 1222 nucleotides long. Its product is annotated as telomere repeat-binding factor 4. The record is from RefSeq and is a predicted model, not a curated record. The coding region runs from base 116 to 934 and encodes 272 amino acids. The transcript has 6 exons. NCBI's taxonomy places the organism in Eukaryota, Viridiplantae, Streptophyta, Magnoliopsida, Malpighiales, Euphorbiaceae. Gene Ontology annotation, biological process: nucleosome assembly. Gene Ontology annotation, molecular function: double-stranded telomeric DNA binding. Gene Ontology annotation, cellular component: nucleosome.